AUGCAAGUUGUAAAAACUACCCAAGAAUUUUCGAUUGGCGAUCGAUCGAAGAUUUCUGUGUCCUUUGGCAACUCGGGACUUUUGAAAGCAUUGCGAGUCGGUAACACGACGUUCCCGGUUCACCUGGAGUUUGUGAAAUACGGGACUCGUGGAAAACACCAGGACCGAAGCGGUGCCUACUUGUUUUUACCCGACAAACCAGAACCGGAUGCGAUAUACGCUGACACUGAGAGGGUUGUCCACCUCGUCACCGGGCCGAUUUUGUCGAGAGUUUUCGUCGAAUUACCGAAUGUACGUCACACUUGCACUCUCUUCAAUUCACCAGGAAGCGACGGUCUCGGAUUGCAAAUACAAAACGAGGUCGAUAUCGCAGAUACGCAGUAUUUCGAACUCGCAAUGAGAUUCGACACUGACAUCGCGUCGGGCAAUGAAUUUUUCACGGAUUUGAACGGUCUCAAUAUGAUUCGACGACAACGGUUCGCUAAAUUACCCACUCAAGCGAAUUACUACCCUCUCGCCUCCGCUGGUUACAUCGAGGACAAACGAGUUAGAAUGACUGUGGCGACUGCACAACCAUUGGGGGCUGCAUCCAUGGCUUCGGGACAAUUUGAAAUAAUGCAAGAUAGACGACUUCUUUAAGAUGACAACAGAGGUUUGAGUCAGGGGGUGAUGGAUAAUUACUACCCUCUCAGGAAUCGCG
Messenger RNA from Venturia canescens, 700 nucleotides. Its product is annotated as alpha-mannosidase 2-like. NCBI's taxonomy places the organism in Eukaryota, Metazoa, Arthropoda, Insecta, Hymenoptera, Ichneumonidae. Gene Ontology annotation, molecular function: carbohydrate binding; alpha-mannosidase activity. The coding region runs from base 1 to 639 and encodes 212 amino acids. The transcript has 3 exons. The record is from RefSeq and is a predicted model, not a curated record. Gene Ontology annotation, cellular component: Golgi membrane. Gene Ontology annotation, biological process: mannose metabolic process; protein deglycosylation; N-glycan processing.